AUGUUUCAGCGCUUGAGCAGCCUUCUCUUUGGGGAAGUGGAGGAAGUGGCGGCAGAAAUCAACGGCCCCAACCCCUGCGUGACGGAGGCCGACGAGGAGGGAUGGAUGAUCGUCAACCUCCCGGUGGAGGCUGAGUGCAUGAUGCAGGAAGACGAAGAGCCCCCACUGUCUGUGCGAUCCUCUCCAAACACUCAGUUACAUAAAACAGACUCAGGUUCUAGAAUUGACUGCUCUGAAACCCCCACAAACCCACUGUGCAAGCGGCGCAGGACACACAAAGGCCGCUUAAGGAGAGAAGCAGAUCCCGCUCACAGCUGUAGCUCUCGUCCUUCAGACCUGAGCAGCACCCCACCUGGAGGCUCUCUUCUUCCGCCCUCCUCCUCGUCCCAGUCCCCUGGCUCUCGGGGAGGCAGUGGGAGAAGCAGUUGGACAGGCUCAGAGAGAGGCUGUAUGGAUGAGAGCUGGUUUGUCACCCCUCCCCCCUGUUUCACUGCAGAGGGAGCCACCGCUGAGGCCAGUCCCAUGGAGGACCUGCUCAUCGAACACCCCAGCAUGUCUGUGUAUGUGUCCCAGAACGGCACCGGCCUGGGCUCCAGCGGCACCCUCUCGGCGGUGGGAGAGGAGAGCAUGGCGAGCCUGGUGGGCAGCAUGAGCAGAGUCAUAGAAGCGUCCGCAGUCCCCGCCACCUGCACCACACUGCCGCCCAGAGUGACCCGUGGAGCCUCUGUCCAGGCUGGAGCCUUGGCCAAAGUCACCCAGAUGGCCCGGGUCCAGCGCAGUAAAGCUCGCAUCGAGAGACGCCGCCUGGGCCGCAAUCACAUUCAACGCCAAAACCGCACCCGGGAGCAGGUUCCCCGUCACGCAGCUCAUGUUAGAAACGGCUUUCUUCACCAGCCUUGCAAGCACAACAUCUGCCAUUAA
This is a messenger RNA of Knipowitschia caucasica, 921 nucleotides long. The record is from the annotation of a GenBank genome assembly. Lineage: Eukaryota; Metazoa; Chordata; Actinopteri; Gobiiformes; Gobiidae.